AUGCCCCCGCGUCAACGUGUUCCAGCGGGGUCGCGAACCGACCUCCCGCCAUUGAAAAUAAUCCGCAAGAUCCUCUUACUCCAGGUUGCCUAUUAUGUUUGCGCGAUUAUACUCAUCCUAUUCACGACGGUCGUAUAUGGUUCCCCGUUCUCACUCGAUCUCGUAUUUGGCUGGGACUAUUUGAGAGGAGAUACGACUGUCGGUUGGAUGCUUGGUCUGGUUUGGUUGUUGAAUUGCUUUAUUAGCGUAAUCUUUCUUCUUCUUUUUGUGUCGCGCUCCAAGCUGGUCCCGGACUUUGCUCUCACAAUCCACUUCCUACACCUCAUAAUUACAAUCCUUUAUACCCACUCCCUCCCAGCCAACCUCCUCUGGUGGAGUCUUCAGUUCACAAGCGCUGGCAUGAUGACCUUUGGUGGAAUGUGGGCUUGCCAGCACCGGGAACUAAAGCCGAUAAGCUUCGGCGGCUGGGGAAACAAUACAGCAGCCUCCUCAUCCCAACAACCCGCCGCAGAUGGACAGCAAGAGUCUAGUUUCGGUCGUGGCCGAGGCCGAGAGCGCAGUCUGCAGAGCGUUGCAGAAUAUGAAAUGGAUGAUAUGAAAGCAACUGGUGACCACGCUGUGUAA
Messenger RNA from Penicillium taxi, 624 nucleotides. RefSeq names its product protein SYS1. NCBI's taxonomy places the organism in Eukaryota, Fungi, Ascomycota, Eurotiomycetes, Eurotiales, Aspergillaceae. The transcript has 2 exons. Gene Ontology annotation, biological process: Golgi to endosome transport; protein localization to Golgi apparatus; Golgi to plasma membrane protein transport. The coding region runs from base 1 to 624 and encodes 207 amino acids. Gene Ontology annotation, cellular component: trans-Golgi network; Golgi membrane. The record is from RefSeq and is a predicted model, not a curated record.